CUCCUGCACACUGGCAGCCGCUGUAGCUAGCAGCAGAUGUUAGUCUGGAUGCACACAUUGAAUGAAAGUCAGUUUAACAGGCUGUAACCACCAGAAACUAAGAAUAUCUGCGCUCAGGAUAGUUAUCUGACAGCUUAUAGAUACCGUGUGAGGCUGAGUCUAUAUAGAGACGUUUACAUAUUGGAAACAGACGGGUUGAAGAUAUUUGUGGAAGGAGAAGGACCAGGCUGUGUGGGGCUAUGCAGCUCGUCGUCGGGCUGGUCGCAGCGGUGCUGUCGCUGCUGGCAGAGCAGAGCUGUGCGGACAGCGGGGGCCCCAGCCUCGCCGAUCGGGUUAUCUGGGCUGUAAACGCCGGAGGUGAGGCACAUGUAGACGUGCACGGCAUUCACUUCAAGAAGGACCCAUUGGAGGGAAAGGUUGGCAAAUCAUCUGAUUAUGGGUUACGGCUCCCAAUACUCCGCUCCAGUCCUGAUGACCAGGUUCUGUAUCAGACAGAGCGCUACAAUGAGGACACUUUUGGAUAUGAUAUUCCCAUUCGGGAGGAGGGGGACUAUAGCCUUGUUAUGAAGUAUGCUGAGGUGUACUUUGCCCAGUCACAACAAAAGGUGUUUGACGUCCGUCUAAACGGCCAUGUGGUGGUGAAGGACCUGGAUAUCUUUGAACGAGUUGGUCACAGUACGGCUCAUGAUGAGAUCGUCUCUUUCUCUAUUAGACGUGGUAAACUGAGCGUGCAAGGAGAGGUGUCUACUUUCAAUGGAAAGCUCACUGUGGAAUUUGUAAAGGGUUAUUAUGACAACCCGAAGGUCUGCGCUCUCUAUGUAAUGAAGGGGACUUCAGAAGAUGUGCCCCCUCUUCAGCCUCACCCUGGCUUGGAGAAGCCUGAGGAAGAUGAGGAAGAAGAGGAGGAAGGUGAGGCAGGAGAAGAAGGUGGGAAGAAAAAGAUCCUUGUAGAUAUAAAGAGCAGGGUCCAGUCAGGCCCCCGAACACCAAACCCAUACGCAGCUGACAACAGCAGCCUAAUGUUUCCCAUCCUGGUGGCGUUCGGGGUGUUCAUCCCCACACUGUUCUGCCUCUGUCGGCUGUGAGCGACGCCAAGUGAUCGAGGAGACGUCAAACUGACGUGAGGGACUAUGAAGAGAGAGGCAGGGAAGGGAGCGGGGGUCAAGGUGGCAACAGCAGCCCAGGUAAAAUCAUACACAGAAGAGAGCUCGGAGAAAACCAUGACAACGAACGACACAAAGAGACAAUAACUUUUCGGGAAGCAGCUAGGUGAUGAGGCAAAUGCUGCCGUCAUAUUCUGCCGUUGGGGUGGGAAAGGAGGUGUAGGAAGUGUUUGCUGCACACUUCUUUGUGAAUGUGUUUUGCAUCCACCUCUGCUGCCCCUUUUGAACUAUUGUAGUCAUUUCCACUCAGAAGACGGGCAGAUCUUACAGAUGCCAGUGUGCACGGUUUAAAAUCCCAUUUCAGCAGCCAAGAGAUGCACAGGAGUGAUUCGUCUGGGCCUGUUUUAUAAACUAAAAGAAUUGUUUUGUACUGGGUUUAAAUAAGAGUACAUGAGUCAAACGGAUAGUGGGAAUACGCUUCUCCAUUUUUUUUUUUUUUUAAAUUGUCACUUUUUUGUGUUUUGUUCCACUCAGAUCUAGUUAGUCCUUUGUUGACGUGCCAUCAUCCAUUUGCCAUAAGUCAUUGAAAGAAGAAACUAGGAGUGUUGAACCACUGGCCUUUACAUUCAUACAGUUUGGAUUAGAAAAAAUUAUUAUUCCACAAAAUAGAUCCAGGGCCAUGAAGAGUGUCAAACCACCCUCACAGGUUAUUUUUCUUAUUCAAGGAUGAAUCCAUUUCUAAAUUUUACAGUUUACAAGGUUAGAUUGCUGAACAUUCAAUGGCUGCUUUAGUAACUGUUGAGCACACACAAUUGCUUUUAGUGAGAGGCAAAGUUAAUGCUGUGAAGUGCUUAAGCUUCAGUGAGUCAGGAUCUUUACAUCGCUCGCUGUAUUUUCUGUGACCUCUGCCUUUUCUAUUCAUUCAUUAAUUAUGCAUGCAUGCCUUUUUUUGUUUCACCAAAGAAUGUCUUUGUUUUACCUGGUCAGAGGAAGAAGGCUUGUUGGCUUGGUUUUAAUUUGACAAGUAGCUCGGAAAAAUACCAAUCUGUGACACCUCUGUGGCACUUCAGUUGAAAUGGGGUGUACUUGGACCUACACUACCCUCCUGUAUCACAAUGAAUUACUUUAGAGGGAUAGUGUGUUAGCCUCUUCUUACAUCAGUGGCUAACUGGGAAGAUAGUAGUAAUAGUUGUUUUGUCCCAAAUAUGUGUUGCAAUUGAAAACAGAAUGCUGUGUAGACUCUGCUAGCCCAUAAAUUUAAGUCCUUUAUGUUAUUUAAACCUUAGGGAACAGGCUGCUGCAGUUUAAUACAAUGACAAUAAAUCCUGAGUCUGGGCCAGACACCUUCCAGAUUUCUCUGUGUCCUCAUCAAGCAAGAGAUGAAAGAGCCUAUCAUUGGUGCGAGUAGAAAAUCAAAUGUUUACUAGAUGUUUGAAAUCAACAUUUAUUGUGCUCCCCUCAUUUUUCCCUCAGCCUUUUCAAAUCUGUUGUCUUAAAACUUCAUUAUGUGGACUGUAGCAUUCUGUUAUUUAAGUGUAAACGUUUAGUGCAAUGGAGCAACAUGGUCUGGUCCCCGAUUUGACAAAGCAUACUAAGUGCAAAUUUUUAUUUUGGGCCUUUAUGAAAAUCUUGUUUGCCUUUCCCCCCCAACUUGUCCCCAUUAUAGAGUCAGCUAUGUGUGCUUAGCUUUUUGGUAUCCUUCUCUGCUUUCCUUGGACUGAAAAGCAGCUUUGUUCUUCAUUUUUAGUGGAGUUGUGUUGUGAACCCUCCUAUUUAUGUAUCUUGUUACCUCCCUAAAGUGCUUAGCUCAACUCCAAGGAAGAUUUUGUAACUUUGCCUGUUUCACUAAUGCGUCUUAAAUGUCCCCUGGCUCUCCCCCCUCGCUAGUAUUGCUGUUACCAUUCGCAGUACUUGAGGAAAAAAAACAACAUUAAUAAUUCAGGUGUGGUGGUUCCUUCCUCGCUCCCUGAUUCUCCUUUCCCAUUUUGAUUGAGGUGGGCAAGAAGAUUGUGCCAGAUAUUAUUUUGUCAGUUUAUGUUUUUCUUUUUUAAUUUAUCGAAGGUUGAAUCAUAUUGAAGACGUGUAAGCACCUUUUUUUUUUUCUCUCUCUCUCUGAAAAGAUGCAAAAAGUUCAUUUAAUUCAGCACCAAAGUCACCGUGUUCUCUUCCGCCGCAAGUCUACACAGCUGCGUGUGUAUAUAAGGUACAAGAUCACACAGUUUAUCGUGUGACACCUGUUUUGUUCUCUUCACUUUUGAGUUGUAGGUGAGGUGUUUUAUGUUGAGUUUGUUCUCCUGAGGAAGACUUGGUGGCCUUUCUUCAAGGGAGGAAUGGUGGUUGGUACAGAGAAUAAAACAAGCAGUCAGAUCAACUGACUGCUGGAAAGUAGAAUAAAUGAGAUUAUAUCUGAAAAUGUGGGAUCUUCCAUUCUAUUAUGUAUAAUUUCAAUCAGAGCGGGGCUGAUCUGGAGAUGUUUUAUAAUACACUUGGAUUUAUAUGUUUGAAAUUUUUUCCUCAGGAUCUGGUUUAUUUGAGUUUUAUUUUUAAACGUGAUAUUUUAUUGGUGUGACAUUUUGCACUGCCUCAUGUAUUUUAAAAUCAUUUUUUUGUGUGUUUGUCUUGUUUGCCUUGAAUUAUUGAAUACAUUGUGCUUUACCAUGAUUCGCCUUGAGGUUGCUCUUCUGUUGGCUUAUAUCAAAUUAGUCUCUUUUUCUUCUCUGUUAAACAACUUUGCAGGGCUAUAUUUUUUAUUCCGCGCACGCACGCACACACACAAACACACGGCUCUCGUUAGAAGUAAGGGAUUUCUGUCAGUAUAUUAAUACGUCUCCAGGCUGUUGUUACAACCAACUAGGCGCAAAGCCUGUCAAAAUAAAGCAAAGGUGACUGUGCAGCCCUCGUGUUACGACUGCAGCUUCUUGCAGGCUUGGUUUUUUAAAAAAAUAUUUUCAAAACAUCCUAUAAUUGAAUGAACUGGAGUGGAAUGAAGAUCUGCUCUGUUUUUUUAUUUUUCACAUGAGAACCAAAGAAUUGCUGCAAUUCCAUUCAAACGAAAACAUGGCGUCCAAACAUGACGUUAAAGGUUCUUCUUUUUUUUUUUUUUUUUCAUUCUUUUGUUUUACUCACCUGAUAAAGCUGUGAAUAAAACAGGGGGAAAAAACAUGUCAUGUCUUGUAUCCAGACUUGUUGUCACUGCUAAUUAAUUUACCGCCAUGACACCCAGUCUUUAAAUUUUCAUCCUCAGUCAUUUUAAUUGCUCCGAUUUAAUUACUGUAAAUUUGUUUGGGAUGACCUUUUUCCGCUUGUUGCUCUUUUUCUUUGUUUCUCAUUAUUUAAGAAACGGAACAUGUGAGAUGAAUUUAAACUGAGACAAAUUUGAACAGCAAAACAUCAUCCAGGCAGCAGACCACACACACACACGAUGAGGUAACAGAGUGUGUGUGUAUAAUGAGUCCUACUGUACAGCUAUACAUGUGCUGGGGAAAGAAAUACUUCUCUGAGGGCUGCAGACGGCAGCAGGUGGACUGAAAAAUGUAUCUGAGAUCCCUGAUCUUACUCAGAUGUGGCAUAUUAUCUGCAAAAUGGGAAAUGCUGAUAAAUGCUGUCUCUUUUUAAUAAAUGUGCUAUUUUAUCUA
This is a messenger RNA of Labrus mixtus (cuckoo wrasse), 4738 nucleotides long. RefSeq names its product malectin (gene mlec). The record is from RefSeq and is a predicted model, not a curated record. Gene Ontology annotation, cellular component: membrane. Lineage: Eukaryota; Metazoa; Chordata; Actinopteri; Labriformes; Labridae. The transcript is spliced from 6 exons. Gene Ontology annotation, molecular function: carbohydrate binding. The coding region runs from base 240 to 1085 and encodes 281 amino acids.